AUGUCGGUCAAGUUUCAGGAAGAUGUCUCCCGAUCAAUUCGGGAGGAUACCAAGGAGCUGGCACAUAAAGUGGGCGAGCGCUUGACGGGCGGCGAUGCACAGACAGGCUAUCUUGCUCUUUACCUGCGUGAAUUGCAGUUGAACCCUCUGCGCACAAAGAUGUUGACAUCCGGUGUGCUGUCCGGUCUGCAAGAGUUCAUCGCUUCGUGGAUCGCCAACGAUGUUAGCAAGCACGGCCACUACUUCAGCGCGCGCGUGCCGAAAAUGACUCUCUACGGCAUGUUCAUCAGUGCGCCUCUGGGCCACUUGCUCGUUGGUAUCCUUCAGAAGGUCUUCGCUGGUCGUACCAGCCUGAAGGCCAAGGUGCUGCAGAUUCUCGCCAGCAACCUGAUCAUCUCCCCCAUUCAGAACGUCGUCUACCUGACGUCGAUGGCCAUCAUUGCCGGCGCGCGCACUAUCCACCAGGUCCGCGCCACCGUCAAGGCCGGCUUCAUGCCUGUCAUGAAGGUCAGCUGGAUUACUUCGCCCCUGGCUCUCGCCUUUGCGCAGAAGUUCCUCCCUGAGCACACCUGGGUGCCAUUCUUCAACAUCAUCGGCUUUUUCAUCGGCACCUACGUCAACACCCACACCAAGAAGAAGCGCCUCGAGGCCCUGAGAAAGCGUUAUGACCAGCGCCGCGGCCCUGGCAGCGAAUUUGAGAAGGGUGGCGACUACCGGUAG
Molecule: messenger RNA, 720 nt
Organism: Aspergillus clavatus NRRL 1
Lineage: Eukaryota; Fungi; Ascomycota; Eurotiomycetes; Eurotiales; Aspergillaceae
Product: Mpv17/PMP22 family protein
Exons: 4
Coding region: 1-720 (239 amino acids)
Cellular component (GO): cytoplasm; membrane
Source: RefSeq, a predicted model, not a curated record